This is a messenger RNA of Nothobranchius furzeri (turquoise killifish), 2483 nucleotides long. It is a transcript of the gene mycbpap, whose product is annotated as mycbp associated protein. NCBI's taxonomy places the organism in Eukaryota, Metazoa, Chordata, Actinopteri, Cyprinodontiformes, Nothobranchiidae. The record is from RefSeq and is a predicted model, not a curated record.
UCAGGAGAGAUGGUUGCCAUGGAUACCAACUGCUACGAAAAGCUAGCUUAGCGAGGCUAACGCUGCUCGAGCUUUCCGCGUAUUUUUAUGCUUUUAUAGAUAAAACUGAUGCACGAGUCCCACAGCACCGAGUUGGAACCUCACUGUGGUGCAGAGAUCAGAGAGGUGAAAACGCAUGGGGAGUUGUCUUUUCUGGGAAAUGACGCCAACAAAAGCUCAGCUACAGAUCUGCAGGCUCCGCCCCACCAGGAAAUUGAAAAACCUCUGAUAGGUCUACAACAAUCAGAGCUGACAGCAUCUGAGCAUCAAAGGUCAUCAGCUGCUGAAAUGAGUGAUGCUGCUGAGGAGACACCAGCACAGAGACUGGACUACACAGCGUGGCUUCAGUUCGAUGAGCGCGGCAUGGUUCUUCCACACAGCAUCCUGGGGAGCCUGGAGGAUUUUAGAAGUCAUCUGGAGACCAAAGGAGAGAAAAAUUUGGUGAGGCGAAUACCAACGUCUCCCAGAGAUCCAGAAGGUGUUUGCUGCAGAGAUGCAUCUUCCCCUGUAGAGAAGAAGCUUCAGGUGGACAUCCGGAGGAAUGCCCUGCAGCACUGGGACAAACACCUCAGAUACAGGAGGAAGCAGCAGGAUGAGUUAUCCAGCUUACUCAACAGGCCGGUGGAACACUUACUGAUGAAUCAGGGCAGCCGCUUCAGAGAAAAGCAGGAGCAGAAGGAGGUUCUGAGCCGAGUCAUGCCGCUCACCCACUCUGGAUAUGGUUACCGUGUGGGCAGCGAGUUUUGGAGUCUCCCGCAACGUUACGGAGAUGAAGUGAGCGGAAUCACAGCGACUCUGACUCAGAGCGAGCGGGGCCAAAGGAAACCUAUCACACAUGUGGGGCAGCCCAGCAGCAUCCAGAAAGAAAUGGGAGUUAUUUCUGCUGAGACUCACACGUGGAGCCGAAGUUCUUACCUUCAGGAGCAGUGCCAGGAACUCAGAGAUGCUUUGCAGGAAGUGGACGUGGAAAAGCCAGACUUCAGCAAACUGGAGGUGAUCGGAUCUGGAAAGCCUCAAACCUCCACCACCAGGAGUCCCAUACGGGAGAGGGAGGAAAAAGAGAGGGAACACACUGAGAUUAUGAUGGAAGACUACGACCUACUGGCAGAGUUGGAUGAAGGUCAGCUCAAAGCUCCGCCCAUUCCAGCUUUGAGACUCUGUGGUCAGAGGGCAAGUUGGACUGGAAACUUAGUUUUUAACAAGGGAGAAGUCGGAAUCACUCCCACGAUUUUCUUUGAGAGCCCGACCGGAGAAACCGCCUCGUCCUUCCUGGACCUGCACAACGACGGCAGCUCGGCCAUCUUUUACAGCUGGCAGAAGCUUCCAGCACCCCAGAGCUUCCCACACCUGCAUUCACAAAAACAGAGCGUGUGCUUCUACUUCAAUUUUUCCUCCGCCGUGAUCCAUCCUGGUGGCACCCAGAAGGUCGAGUUUUUAUUUAAGUCAGACGAUCCAGGUUUCAGAACUGAACUUUGGCAGCUUAACACACAUCCUGUGUUGUUACAAGGAGCCUCCAUUCAGCUCAGGUUGAGUGGAAUGGCUUUAAAGCAGAACAAAACCUCAGAUCUGUGGCUUUUCAUAGAGAACAAGUUGGAAAAGACAGUUGCGGUGAAAAUGUGCCGAUCGAUUGUUUAUGGGGUGCUGCAGAACGUCUACACCGCUGAGAGACCCGGCCCGCCUGCAGAGCUUUACACCACAGAGGAGCAGCAGUUCCACAAUAGAAACCCAAAGUUACAGUACUCAUAUGAGCUCAUAGAAGAACUAAAGAAACUUUGGCAAAAAGUAAAACCAGGAGACGUCUGGGACUUUUCUGUCGACACGCUCAGACAGGCUGUGCUGUCUCUGCCCAAUGAGGAGCCGUCUUCAGGCUCCCUAGGGAAAGAGGAGAGCCUGGCUCAGCUCAGCGCUCUGUUUCUGCAGCUUUCAGAGCUGACACAUGUGAAACACCACCCAAAAGCAACCUUAAUAGGGCAGCAGCUGUGGAGGAAACUGCUGGACACGAUGUCUGGUGAGGCCAUGAGGCUCAGAGAUGUGUUCAGUCUUCCAGAAAAUGUUGAUGACAGUUCUGAGAGAAAGAGAGGAGCUUGGAAAGAAGGCAGAACUGGGAUGAGACCCAAAUCCAUAGAUUGCAGAUCUCCACCACCUGACAGUCAUUUGGAGGAGCGCACAAAGAGAGGUAGAGGAAAGGAUCAUGCAACGAAGAGUAACAGAGGAAAACAUUUGGAGAGAACCGGCACUAAAAGCAUCCUCGAAGCUAAUGGGCAUGUAGAUGCAGAGAUGAUGAGCAUUUACACAACAACUCUGCACAAAAAGGUUUAUGCUCUGAUGGAAGACCUGGUGGAGGACCUGUUUGACCUGAUGGAGGACAUAAAUGUGGAAGAUGGACCGAAUUAUCAACACACUGAUUAUAUUUUAUUGCAAGAUCAAUAAACGUGUAUUUAACG